Molecule: messenger RNA, 2341 nt
Organism: Sphaerodactylus townsendi
Lineage: Eukaryota; Metazoa; Chordata; Lepidosauria; Squamata; Sphaerodactylidae
Gene: SLC25A20
Product: solute carrier family 25 member 20
Exons: 9
Coding region: 27-1076 (349 amino acids)
Biological process (GO): mitochondrial transport; carnitine transmembrane transport; positive regulation of neuron projection development
Cellular component (GO): mitochondrial envelope
Molecular function (GO): O-acyl-L-carnitine transmembrane transporter activity; low-density lipoprotein particle binding
Source: RefSeq, a predicted model, not a curated record
GACCAAUUGCGGCCGCUCUAUUCGCAAUGGAGGUUCCACUCUAUCUCCUCUCAGCGGAGCCCGACCGGGGAGGGGAAAAGGAGGGUAAAGGUCGCUCGGAGCACCCAGGCGGGAGGCAGCCAGGACGGGACAGUCUCGCCGCUGGAGCAGCCAUGGCGGAAGAGCCGCAGAAGAAGCCUCCCCCUCCGCCCGUCAGCCCCGUGAAGAACUUCUUCGCGGGAGGCUUUGGGGGCGUCUGCUUGGUCUUCGUGGGACACCCGUUGGACACUAUCAAGGUUAGACUACAGACUCAGCCAAAACCUUUGCCAGGACAGGCCCUGCUCUACUCUGGGACUUUUGACUGCUUCAAAAAGACUCUUGUUCAAGAGGGUGUCCGAGGCUUGUACAAGGGAAUGGCAGCUCCUAUUAUUGGAGUGACCCCCAUGUUUGCCGUAUGUUUCUUUGGAUUUGGCUUGGGCGUAAAACUCCAGCAGAGGACCCCUGACGAAGUUCUGACGUAUCCCCAGCUGUUUGCAGCAGGCAUGUUAUCUGGGGUGUUCACCACUGCAAUCAUGGCUCCGGGGGAGAGGAUCAAGUGCCUUCUACAGAUCCAGGCAGCUGCAGGCGAAACCAAAUAUGCAGGGCCCAUGGACUGUGCCAAACAACUGUAUCGUGAGGCUGGAAUUCGAGGUGUAUACAAAGGCACAGUGCUUACUCUCAUGAGAGAUGUUCCAGCCAGUGGGAUGUACUUCAUGACCUAUGAAUGGCUGAAAAAAACUCUGACGCCUGAAGGUCAGAGUUCCAAGGACCUCAGUGUACCCAGGAUUCUCUUUGCUGGCGGCAUGGCAGGGAUUUUCAACUGGGCUGUGGGGAUCCCACCGGAUGUGUUGAAAUCCCGCUUCCAGACAGCUCCGCUAGGGAAGUACCCCAAUGGCUUCCGAGACGUCCUGAGAGAGCUUAUCCGAGAAGAGGGGGUCAUGUCGCUGUACAAGGGAUUCACGGCUGUGAUGAUCAGGGCCUUCCCCGCCAAUGCUGCCUGUUUCCUUGGCUUUGAAGUUGCCAUAAAGUUCCUAAACUGGCUUGUGCCUGGUCUGUGAGGACCAGCCAAGGGUGUUCCAGGGGGAACUCAACGACUGGGAGGAAGAAUGCAUCUACCUUGGAGGAAUAGGACAGAAUGAUGAAAUGGAAGGAGCUCUAGUUUUCUAACAAUUUUUAAUUGCCUUACUCACACCCUCUGGGUGGAGCUGUAUUGCCAUCUGUGCUCUUGAACCAAAACUCUUCCCAUCCAGAGUCCAAAAGAAGUUCAAGACGCACAACCUGCCUUCUGAACCCAAAGUUACCGCAGUGGGUAACGCUGCUAAAAGAAAACCUUAUUGCUAUUAAUGGGCAGUGAGCCUUUUUUAUUUUUUCAUUUGCCUCCUUUUGGAAACAGGAGGAGGAGGUGGGGAACCGCCACUGUUCAUUUAAUUCUCAGGAGAUAAAUUCACACUUGACUGCUUGCACCACUAUAAGAAGAGUAUUUUGCUUAGACUUGCAUAUAUUGGGUCCGGUUUGCUGCCAGUGCUCGUGUGCAUGCGUCACUGAAAUGCAUGGGAGUUGCGCAGGAGCUCUUGCGCAAAUCCCGGUCCUCUCAUAGAGCUCGCAUGGCACACUUUUACGGCAUUCACUGGUCACAAGUCUCCACUGGUUGCCUUGAUGGUUCACAGCCAGAUAGCAUGGGGGAGCUGUGCAUGUCAAUCUGAACGUAGGGACAGUACCCAAAUGAAAUGUAUAUUGGGAGCCACUGGAUCUAGGCGGUUGAAUCCCUGAGGGGCUGUGAGCCAUGAAUUUAGUGUAUGGUGAGAAUCUCAAAUAGGUGGACUAGAGAGGUAAAGGAUUUUUUUCUGGCAGAUUCCCAUGUUGGCUUGAAAUGAGUGGUCAGCAUAGAAAAUACCUUCUUCCUCCACCCCCUUCUCCGAAAUCCUCUUCCAGUUGGUGCUUUCAGGGUAACAGGACGUAUUCCUGAGCCGCAACUUCAUAAACGCCAUGUUAACCACAUGGCUUAUUUGGGGUACCAAAUAAGGAAUUCUGUUGCUGGCAGUGUCUAUAGCUGUAUAAUGAGGAUUUCACGACGAGGAGGGAUUUUAAAACUUCUGAAGAGGACUGAAAUAGGAUAAUUGCCUUCAGAGUGACUCUGUUUUCACUACAGCUCUGCCUAAAGAGGACUUUUAUUACACAUAAUCGUAUUUUUUUUAACUGAAGCACGUCCAGUGCAUAAACAAUGGAGCCAGGACUAUCAGUCUAGAAAAUGUUUUGCUGGGACAAAUUGAUAUCCUCGGGGGGUUUUUUUUAGGAUUCAAUAAAGUUUGCUGAUUCUCAGCUA